Pelobates fuscus (common spadefoot toad) is the source of this 3743-nucleotide messenger RNA. RefSeq names its product SMC5-SMC6 complex localization factor 2 (gene SLF2). The transcript is spliced from 20 exons. Bases 58 to 3072 code for a protein of 1004 amino acids. NCBI's taxonomy places the organism in Eukaryota, Metazoa, Chordata, Amphibia, Anura, Pelobatidae. The record is from RefSeq and is a predicted model, not a curated record.
UGGCGGCAAAACAGAAGUUCGGGUGAUGAGCCGGGUCCUGCCCCCCGCACCUCAGCCAUGCUCCAACGGCAGAGAAAGGGCGGGAGCCAGGGGCAGCCCCCCCUAAACCCGGGAGAGGGGACUUCCGGCGGCAGAAAUCAAACAAUAACCACAUUUUUUAAACCAUCUCAAAAGCCAGGAACAUGUCUGCUCAAAACCCCACCAAGAGGAAGUUCUCAGAAUGAAUCCUUUAACUUGCUCUCUCCACCAAUGUCUUGCGGUAAAAGUUCAACUCCGAAAAGACGUCGGAAUUUACCAAUGCAGUCUCCGAGUAAGAGUCCCAUCAUGGAAGCUUUCCUGCGGAGGGGAAAGAUGGAAACCGAUACAAUUGUAAGCGGUUUACAAACGCGCUGUGCAAACUGUAACGUGAGUUUACUUUCGCCAAAGGUAGUACUCAACAGACUAAGUUUACCCUUUACUCAACUUUAUGUUGAUUUAAAAUGCAAAGAGGAGGUGAGGAAACUAAUUAGAAAGCCCGAGGACCGUCUUAUUCGCUCUGUUAAUAAGAUUUGCAAAGGUAGACCUGAACGUAAAUGUUUGAGGGAAAGUGGUGCUUCACAAGUGUCCGUAUGUUUUGAUAAGAUGGAAACGCCACUAUGUAAGGCUAAAAUAUGCUCUCCUCAGUUACUUGUCACCUCCGUAGCCCCCAAACUUCUGGUAGCUCAUGAAAAGUCGCAGAAGAGAUGGAAACAGAAGAAAGACAUGGUCCAGCAGACUUUUUAUCCCGGACAGACAAGCUCAGGGUCAGAUGAGGUUAUGUUUCAGGUCAAUGGAAAUAGUAAAUGGUUAACUCUUGCAGCACAAAAUUCAGGUAAAAAUUCAGAAAAGGUCUGUGCAGCUCGUAAAAGCAUGUUUUCAUCAAAUGAUUUGAACAAAACCAGCUCUCCAACCAGUCUUUCGAACUAUUUCACCUCUUCUGAAUCUACUGGAGCCAGUUAUACCUGCACAUUGAAUGGUCGGGAUGGUGAACUGUCCAAUGGCUUGUCUAUGUCACAGGCCGAACAAAGAACAAAUUUGCUGGCAGGAGCUUUUACAAUUGGCACCAACUCCUCUUGCCAUUCACCUCACAAUACAGAUCCUUUUUCUUUUUCCAAUGGCUCCACUUGCAUAGUUGGCAGUGCUGAAAGUACAGAAGGAAUUUUGGAGGAGUUGAACUCUUGUACCGAUAACGUUAACGUGCCAACGAAUUGUAACUCUAAAUAUUCGCUGCUUAUAAACUCCGAUUCAUUAUCUGAAGCUGAAAUGUCAUCGGAUCGCACAUCAGGUAGCCAAAGGAAGAGACGCAGGAAACGUAAUUCGAGUUUGGAUAGUGAUGAGAGUUUUUACUGUCCACUUCCAAGCAGUGAUGAAGAGGAGGAAAGUCUGCAACCCCUGGAUGAAAUAAUGAGGCUUGUAUCAAAGCCUGUGGCUGCUACACCAGAAAAGCCAUCUCUCAAUCAGUCUCAGCUUUCGUAUUCUCAAUCUCCUGUGAAGAAAAUAAGUUCCAGAGCCACUCUUCCUGUGUCAUAUGUGAACAGUCUGGACAAUCUCUUAAAGGAAAAGAUGGAGAGAGAAAGGCUAGUAUCCAAUAAAUUAUGUGAAAUUGAAAAGAAGCUGUGUGACGAUCUGGAGCAAGGAAUGGGCUUACCACCAGAAUACACCAGCAGUUUUGAAGAAGGAGAGCUUGCAGAGGAACACCAGGAGUUUGUGAACAAGUAUUCUGUAGUCACAAACGUUAUUCCAGAUGAAAACCCCGGUGAAGACAUAUUUCAGUUGGAUAUGUCUAGAAAAAUCUUCAACCACUCCACACUCGAUUUGAGGACUUCUAGCUUCUCUUCUCAAAGCCCAGAAGAAAUUCUAAUCUUUAAAUGCGAUCUGGAGAAUCAACUCCUAUUGGCCACUCAAGGAUUCUUCGGCCAUGUGUAUAGAUUUAAAAAAUGCCCAGCUCUUCUAAUGAAAUGGUUGUUUCAGAUGUCUUCUGUUCAUCCUUCAUACAUAGUUUCAAUGAAAAUUCUAAAUACGUUGAUGGAAAUUACAUGCAACAAUAUUUCCUAUUCUGAAGCGCACGGCAGUCUCUGGACUCCUUCAGUGCUGGAUGUGGCUACGGUGUUUGCCAAUAUGGGAAUUAGUUUCCAAACACUUUUUCCUCUUCCUCAACUUCAGCCAACCUUCACUGGUAGAGACUUAGUAUCUGCAGUUCCCUCCUCAUCCAUACCAGAGGAAAACCCAUGUAACGAUUCUAAACAAGUAUAUAAUCACAUUCCAGUAAUGCACUUAACCCACGUGAUCAAGUUUCUUGGUUUCUGUACAACCGUUCACCCAGAAAGUUUUGAUGACCAGGAGACGCUAUUGCUAUUAGUCAUGUUAUUGAAAAUGUAUUUGGAGAAACGUUUAAGACACACUUCUGUUGUAGACUUGCAUAGUCUGGUAAAAAACUUGCUUCGAGGCAUCAAAGAGUGGGAUGUCAAGAUGCCCGAGCUCUGCACGGCAAUUUGUCAACUUUCCAAUCAUCACCAUAAUUAUGUCAAACUUGUACAACUCGUUCCAGCAUCAGAUCUUCGUGGAAGACAACUUAGAAGACAUCUUGGUCUGAUGUGCAUUUCAAAACUCCUUGAUCAAGACUAUACAUCUAUACCCACAAAUUAUGACUCACAGAUGAUAUUUUUGUGCAACAGUAUGGAAAAAAUGAAGCCAUCUACUCUGAUUAAGAAAAUGCAGAGCAACCCUGAGAGUGAUUGCACAUCUGAUCUGGAGCAAGAGGCAUACUACCUGACAUUCAGUCUACUCAAUUUAACCAACGAUGCCAGCUCUUCUGAUGAACAUAUUUCUAAGCAGAGGAACUAUCUGCUUAAACUUUGCAUAGCCCUGGAGAAGCAUAUUAAAUGUGACAUUCGAGAGAAUGCAAGGCUGUUCUACAGAACAAAGGUGAAAGAUUUGGUUGCAAGAAUUUAUGGCAAAUGGCAGGAAUUAUUACAAAGCACUCGUCCUGAUCAGGGGAAACUGCAUGAUUAUUGGGAGCCUGUAGGUUCCAGCCCAGGCAGUUCACAGGAAUAGAAGAUUGGAAUUUCUGUGAAUAUGUGAUUGAACGGACACUGUGAUCAUCAGGACCGUGCAAUAAAAAUAUCAUCAAUAAAAAGAUUCUGCAAAGAAACCUACGUGACAAUCCAAUAAAAAGUGCUCCAUGCUCUGUCAUUGGCUGCGACAAAUGCAAUGCUGUCAUGUUGUGCGGUUUAAGUUGCAAACAUUGGCAUAUGGAAGGGAAUAUUUCUGCUUCCUAAAUCCAAUUGGGUUUGAGGAAGGCCUCAAACUGCACUAAGCAUGUACUUUUUUAUAUUUUUGUUUUUCUCUCUUACUAAAGUAUUUGACUAUAAUUUUUUUUUAUAUAUGUAUAUAUAUAUUUUGUAUAUGUUGAACUUUUUUGUACACAUUGUACAGGUCAAUGAAACAAAAUCUAAAUUUGUUUUAAUAUUUUUCUCUUUUUCCUCUUUACGCAUUAGAAGUGGUCUGACAUUUAAACCAGAACCAAUACAGUUUGUACAAGUUUGUUUUAUAUGAAAAGAGAAUAUUAAAGUGAAAACUUCUAAGACAAUAAACGCACUUUUCUCAUAAUAAUGAAAAAACAAAAACCCUUUUGGUUUCAGUGAAUGAAACUUCUCGUUUCUGUUAUCUGUGCACUUAAUUAUAUCGUGUUUCUCAAAAAGUUAAAACGGUUAUUUAUUUUCCCU